AUGACCGAAUCGGCGUCACACUCCCCUACGAGCCAGUCGCCGACCGAUCACCCUGCCGCUGGCCCCUCUCAGCCCUCUAGCACUGAGGCUGCUCUGACGCCCCCAGUCUCGGCCUUUUCCAGCUCAAGUGGAGACGACCCUCCUCAGCGAACUGCAAGAAAUGUUCGCUCCAGUGAUCUCCCACGUUCAAAUCGUUCUCUGCCUGGCCCCAGUUCCAUCCAUCGUCGUGAAUUUGCCGCCAAAGCCCCUGGAACAACGCAUGCAGGCUCAGGCGAGAGCGUCACCAGCUCGCGCUCCAGCUCCCACCCUGUCAGUGGCAGCGGCAGUGGUAGUGGCAGUGGCAGUGGCAGCGCGACCCCCAACUUGGACUCACGCGGCCACCAAUCAAAUGAACCGAGUGAUGACGAUGACGAAUUCGGUCCUUCGCAUAUGUCCAAUUUGAUCCAAGGCUUUGCAGGGAUGGUCAUCACCUUGCCAAGUCUGCUCGUCGAAACCUUGACCAACGCCACUUCGGCUUCGUUCGACGCCGCUCCGACCGUCGUUCAAGCUGCGUCCCAGACGACCGUGCAGAAGCUCGCCGAAUCGAGUAUGAGUGCGGUGCGUGAGGGUGUGGAUACGGCGAUGAACACUGCCUCGAACGUCAAGGACCAAACCGUUGGUGCCGUCGAGGAGGCCACCAACUCAGCUACGACGAGAACGACGCUUGGACAUAGAUUGAGCGAUUGGUUCAACUGGUCUUCUCCCAAGGUGAAUGAACAAGAUGCGACGGCCAUGAUGGAUGAGUCCGAAACCCUCAGGGCUCAACUCGAGCAGGAGAUCGAUCGUUCUUUCUCGGGCUCAAAGGAUGAAAAGAUCUCGGUGCCUCAAACAAAGGUGAGAAGGUGUACCGCUUCUUACACUAUCAUGCGCUCAAAUGAGGGGGGCCAAUGCCACAGACGCCAAGCAAUGUCGGUUCUAAUGACGAAGGGGGUGAUGCGCAACCCGCAAGGAGCAAGUCUUCCAACCUCGACGGUCGUGAUUCUUCGUCGCGCGGCGAGAGAUCAGACAGGAAGGGCCGCAGUACGGACGUGGUAGAGGACUCUACUCUGUCGGGAGAAUCAGUCAAGCCGAUUGAGGCCGCGCACGCAGAUGAGGUUCGCCGUCCGUCUCCGCAACAUGCCCAACGCGCACAAGGGUCGAAGCAUGCAUCGGAGAAGUCUGGUUCGGGUGAGGUUUCUCGCAAGGCAAAAGGUCGAGAUGAACAGGUACGACGUAGUCGUUGACUUUUGGCAUAUCAGCUACUGACCAGAGAAUAAUUCAUCACAUGCGGUCAACAAAAAGCGCCAUCGCGGAGACGGCCACCGCUCGUCGCCAACCCAAGCUCGCAGUGCAGGUCAGCUAGGAGACGCGAAACCCUUGCAAGACUUUGACCAAAUUGCCAACGUUCAGUCCCAGGUAGGUAUUAGGUAUUUAUGUUUCACCCUACACCAAACUUAUUACACGUCAUUCGUGAUUCUUGGGAGACACAGGACGAUGCCAGCUCGAUCCCGGCCUCGACGCAACACUCACAUGCGGCGCGCUCUACACUCGAUAAGAUUGCUCGCCCACAAGAAGUACAACACAACGCCCAAGGGAAUUUUGUUCAGCCUGAUCAACAAUCAGGUGGACUCUCUCCUUCGAGGUCGGUUGCUCCUGCGCUUCCCGAACAUCUCCAAUCGUCUGUCGGGUACAAACCCCAUCACGAACCUUAUCACGAGCGUGAGGAACAAUCGACGCCGGCUAGGAGCUCCUUUGAUGAUCUCAGGGUGGGUUGCAGUCCUCUCCGAGCCGAAUGGUGGCGUUCCGAUGAUGAGCUUCUGAACCUCACAGGACCGUUUCGCAAAGUUUCCUACGACCGAGGCUUCGGAACAGGAGUCUACGGGAGUCAGCCUCGCGCUCGUCCAGCAGCCGCAGCAAACUUUGGUUGUAAGCAGACUUAUUCUGGAGAUGGGUGUUAUCAAUACUCCUUUGACUUCAAUUCUGGAUUACAGCAUCGCCACCCACCUCCUGCUAUCCCAUCUGCGCUCCCUGGACCCGCUGGCUCUGUCGAUUUGGCCGCGGAUCACAAGCAAUUCGAGCAAGCGGCCCCCGUCGAUCUCGCCCGCUCCGAAUCACGCGGAACUUCGAGCACGGCGGAGCAUGAAGGCGAGUGA
Microbotryum saponariae is the source of this 2171-nucleotide messenger RNA. NCBI's taxonomy places the organism in Eukaryota, Fungi, Basidiomycota, Microbotryomycetes, Microbotryales, Microbotryaceae. The record is from the annotation of a GenBank genome assembly.